Messenger RNA from Volvox carteri f. nagariensis, 852 nucleotides. RefSeq lists its product as uncharacterized. The transcript has 5 exons. NCBI's taxonomy places the organism in Eukaryota, Viridiplantae, Chlorophyta, Chlorophyceae, Chlamydomonadales, Volvocaceae. The coding region runs from base 1 to 852 and encodes 283 amino acids. The record is from RefSeq and is a predicted model, not a curated record.
AUGGGGUGGUCGGGGCCCACACUGCCCCCCCUCAAAAACGUUGCCCCAGGGCACGCCAAGCUCUGCAAAGCCCUGGACCUGCUGGCAGGAGUCGACCACCGCACGGCCCCUCAGGAGCUCCAACAGGGCUGCCAGGGCCGCGCGGGCGCCACGGGUGGAUUGCGGGGGGGCGAAAGCAGCGGCAGCGGAAGCGAUAGUGACGAUGAGGACGAUGUGGCUAGCAGUAGUUGCAAGACUGCAGCCCCUCCCCGGCAGGGGGAGCAGUUUAGUCCGAGUGAGGCCGUAGAGGAUAGUCAAGGGAACGCGGCGAUUGGAGAUUCAGCUGAGUUGAAUGAGGGGGAGCCUAUGGUAGUUGGCGCAGUACCUGAGGCACCUGAGGAGGAACCCACGGCUACCGGUGGUGCAGCCGAUUCCGCCAAAGGGAAGCCUAAGACUACCAGCGGGACCACUAAGGGGAAACCUAAAGCUGUCGAAUUUGGUUUGAGAAUUCACAUUCCCUUCAUAACGGCGGCGGAAUGGCGACGGGAAAGCUGCGCGAGACAAGGAGGUGACCAACCACCAACUACCUGCCCAAAGAGCGCAAGUAAGCGCAGGACGGCACACGGAAGCAACCGCAUAUCCGUCUCCGCCCCCGCGCGCCCGCGACCGCCACAACCCCACGGCGAGGCCUCGGCUGCCGCGGCCACGCCGCCGCUGGCCCCCGUGCCCGCACACGCGUCAACGCCCCUGUGCAGGAUCUGCCCGUACUAUACUACGACGUCACCAUCUAGUGCACCGUCAAACUGCAUCCGUUCAAAGUCCCAGACCGCUGUCGCAGCUGUUUCUGCGAUAAACCGCCGCGCCAAAAGCUGA